AUGGAUCCCGCAGCAGGCUGGACUGGGGGGUACGGAGCGGCAGGUAGCGAAGCAGGUGCGCCAGCGGCGGCGGCUGGGGCGAAGGCGGCAGCAGCGGAGGCGGUGAGUGCGAGAACAAGACAGGAUCAGGCCGAGUCCGAGGUCGAGGCUGCGACGAUCGGAACGAGAUGCGCUGGCAAAUGGGAUGGCGCAGCAGGGUCGGUGCUUGGUCCGUUUGUGCGGCGCGAUGCGGCGUCGCGGUCGAGAUGGCGCAAGGCAGUGGCGGUGGCACUCCUCCCGGUUGCGGUUGUCCGGCUCGUGCUCUUUGUGGGCCUCGCCGUCGUCUACUGGGGCGCGCAUGCGUGGCUUCCGCGGCGCGGGGCAUGUGGGCGUAUCCGGCGGAUGGUACUCUACGCUCUGCUCCGUGCGGUGGCUGCAGUCAUCGGCUUUGUGGCCGUCUCGAUCGUCGGCGCCCGCCCGCCACCAUCGGCGAUGCCGCCGGUCAUUGUGGCCAAUCACAUGUCGUAUCUCGACGUCCUCUUCUUGCUUAUGCUCUUCCAGCCGGCGUUUGUCUCGGCCGCCUGCGCUCGGCAUGUGCCUAUCAUCGGUCCCAUCGCGACAUCGCUGAGAUGUCUCUUUGUCGACUUUGACGCGGGAGCGCCCGCAACCUCGCUCUCGGCUGCCAUCGCGGCGCGGGUCGGCAGCUACCGCUCGCCUGGGGCUGACGCCGACGUUGGCGAGCGCGAUGACGAGACCGCUGUUCCGCUGGCGAUCUUUCCCGAGGGCACCACAACCAAUGGCACCGCACUGCUCCGCUUCCGGACCGGCGCUUUUGUACCGCUAGCGCCGGUUCUUCCGGUCAUCAUCGAGUAUCCGCACGCUACCUUUUCGCCGGCAUGGGAGUCGAUUGAGAUGUGGUGGCACAUUCUCUUUCUGCUCACCGCCGUCUAUCACUCGGUCACGUCGCCGCGCGAGUAUGCCGAUGCGGUAGCAGAAAUCAUCGCUACCCGCGCCCGCCUGCCCAUCGUUGAUGCUCGCCGCAGCGAUAAGCUCCUCUGGCAUGCUGUCCUCCGUGGCCGACUCACCCUCGCCGAAGCCCUUGCCCGUUCUUCGGUUGCAUAG
Messenger RNA from Thecamonas trahens ATCC 50062, 1101 nucleotides. RefSeq lists its product as uncharacterized. Lineage: Eukaryota; Apusomonadida; Apusomonadidae. The coding region runs from base 1 to 1101 and encodes 366 amino acids. The record is from RefSeq and is a predicted model, not a curated record. The transcript has 2 exons.